AGCAGAAGUGGUCAAACUGUCAAGGUCGCUUCUUUCCAACUUGUGACUUCCCAGGAUGUUUUUCAGCUCAAUGACGUGAACCUGUAGAUGAUUUUCCUCGUUUCUCGUAAUUAUUCCGAUGGGGAACAUGUCAGGAGCGCAGCCAUAUGGAGGCCAAGUAACCGCCGCCAGAGGCAAACAAGCGCCUGUGGUCCACAGAGGAUCAUAAGGAAUGCCCUCCAGUGACGACACAGAAAGAAGGCACGGUCCUCAUAGCUGCCAAACGUCACUAAAUCCUUCACCAUGACACCCAGAGGCGGAGCUCCACCCCACAACCUCUUCAGCACCUUCUCUCCCGCCACCUCCGCGGCCUUGCCGGCGUUCUGCAGCAUCGACGAGUCAUACAAGUACAUCUUCCUCCCUAUCUGUUACUCCUUCACGUUCAUCUUCAGCCUCUCACUCAACGCCGUGGUCCUGUAUCGCUCCUUCCGCCGCACCAAGCGCUGGAACGCCUCGCUGAUCUACAUGGUCAACCUGGCCUCCACGGACUUCAUGUACGGCCUGUCGUUGCCCUUCCUGGUGGCAAGCUACGUCAUGCGGGACCGCUGGGUCUUUGGGGACUUCAUGUGCCGCCUGGUCCGCUUCCUCUUCUACUUCAACCUCUACGGCUCCAUCUUCUUCCUCACCUGCAUCUCCGUGCACAGGUACCUGGGGAUCUGCCACCCCAUGAAGGUCAUCCGCCUGGAGACCAAGAAAGCGGUGAAGUGCACGUGCAUCCUGGUUUGGAUUGUUGUCUUUGCGCUCACCUGUCCCAUCUUCCGCUUUGCUCAGACCGGUCAUGUGACCCGAGCGCCAGGACCACUGGGCCACAAUGUGAGCACUGCUGAUGACUUGUUAGCGCUCAGUGCUAACGGCAGCCAUGUUGUCUUUGGGGAGUACCAGAACUGUUGGGACGACGCUAUAGACAAGGAGUUCUCUGAUUAUGUCCCCUAUGGCAUCAUUCUCCACUUGCUGGGCUUCUUUGUCCCGUUCUCCAUCAUCGCCUGGUGUUACUCCCACGUGGUCCUCACCAUCUUCAAGACGCUGCACUCUCAGCCUUCUUCACGAAGAGGAUAUGCCAGUGUGGACAGGAGCACCUUCGGAAGACGAGGAAACAACAGAACACCCAGGUCGCCAGAAAGGGAGGAAGGUGUUUCCAUUUUCCUGGGCACUAACUCGCCGUACGCCAGCCGCAGACGAAAAUCCAUCAGAACCAUCAUCACCAUCACCCUCCUUUUUGCUCUGUGCUUCUUCCCCUUCCACGUGACCAAGACCAUAUUCCUGCUCUUGAAGGUGACAAAGGGAGUUCCAUGCCACACCAUGACCAUGGUGUCCAUGUGCUACAAGAUCACCAGGCCUUUGGCGUCCUUCAACGCCUGGCUCAACGCCCUCCUCUACUUCCUCACCAAAGACAAGGGUGGACCACACUGCUGCCCCACCGUCAACGCCGCAACACAACAUGGGAGACCUCUGCUGCCCCUGAGGAUGAUGGGAAAGGGGGAGGAUGUGGAGGAGGGGCCUGUAGUCAUUCCACAACAGCUUGUCAUACACGAACAAAGCAAAAGUCAUAUAUUUGGUUGA
Messenger RNA from Dunckerocampus dactyliophorus (ringed pipefish), 1599 nucleotides. RefSeq names its product P2Y purinoceptor 3. The coding region runs from base 283 to 1599 and encodes 438 amino acids. The transcript has 2 exons. NCBI's taxonomy places the organism in Eukaryota, Metazoa, Chordata, Actinopteri, Syngnathiformes, Syngnathidae. Gene Ontology annotation, biological process: G protein-coupled receptor signaling pathway. Gene Ontology annotation, cellular component: membrane. Gene Ontology annotation, molecular function: G protein-coupled receptor activity; oxysterol binding. The record is from RefSeq and is a predicted model, not a curated record.